CUGUAAAUUUGUAAUACCCUUCAAAAAGACCCCUCGGCCUGCCCCCAAUCCCCUGUAAACUUAGCUUUUCUGACUUUGUCCCCGUCUCAGUCAAAAUCUCAGUGUCGUGGCCACGCCCCUUUUACAUCACGGUCCCGCCCCUUUUGACAUCACGCCCACCCCUUUUUGUUCCCGCCCCCCACUGACUGGUAAAACAAUUAGGAAAAGGUGGCAACCCUAAUUGAAGGGAAGAUUGUAAUUAGGAUAUCGGAGCGGCCCACUUAAACAAAAUAUAGAGCGGCCCCUCUGGCAUUUGCCCGAAAAGGCAAAUUGUCAGUCCAGGCCUGCCCCCAACUGUCCCAUUUUUCAUGGGACAGUCCCGCUUUUAUCUGCCUGUCCCGCUGUCCCGGAAUGUAGUCUAAUGUCCCGCUACACUGUGGGGAUCUUUCGCUCUUCCUGGUGUUUUUUUAUCGAAAUCUCCCGAGAAGAGACUUUGUCCGUGAUGUCACAAGCUCAUUGAAAUGAAUGGAGUAAGGAAGGGCGUAGAGAGCUGAGGAGGGAGGAACCAGGGGGAGUUACAGUGACUACAGCCUUUCAGGAUCAUGGGUGAGAGCAAAGACACGCGAUGCUGCAUUCAUCUGCCUACAUCCUCAGCCAAAGUCAAAGCCUGACACGUCUUUACCCUCAGACAUGGCUGGUCUCUCAGCUACACCUGGGGUCUCCUUAGCAGAUGAACCAGUGAAGAUACGUGCAUGGGGCCUGCCACCUCAGCAGCUCAUUACAAUAAGAGCCUGGUUAAAGGAUGAGAAAGGGGCGAUAUUUCAGUCAAGAGCUUUCUACAUUACUACAAUCGAAGGGGAAGUGGAUCUAGAGGAGGCAUCAGCCACUGGUGGAGAUUUUCAAGGUGUUUUACCCAUGGGCCUCCUCUGGUCUCUAAAGCCAACUACUCCCUUCCUCAGGCUGAUAAAGCGGGAUGUAAUGGGAAGCCCUUUCCUUAUUCACCUUGAGGUCUAUCCUUACUUGGUGGUCCUUCCUUCUCCUAAAGAUACUCCCUGUGCGGCACAGAUCAUAGAAAGAUGGUAUGUAACUCCUGGGGUACAACGGUAUAAUGUCCGAGAAGGAAGAAUCAGAGGAACCCUCUUCUUGCCCCCAGGUGAAGGUCCUUUCCCAGGAGUUAUUGACAUGUUCGGUGGUUUUGGAGGUUUAAUGGAGUUUCGAAGCAGCCUCUUGGCCAGUCGUGGUUUUGCCAGCUUGGCCCUGGCUUACUUUGCUUAUGAUGAUUUGCCCAAGCAACUGGAUGUGCUGGAGCUGGAAUAUUUUGAAGAGGCAGCUCAGUUUCUGCUCAGGAACCCAAAAGUUAUAAACCACGGCGUUGGAGUAAUAGGUGUGUCUAAAGGAGCGGAGAUCGCUUUGGCAUUAGCUUGUCAUCUACCGAUGGUUAAAGCUACAGUCUGCAUCAAUGGAACCAACGCUAUUUAUGGCUUCACUCUGACAUACAGAGAUCUAUGCAUGAGGGGCAUUCCCUAUAAUUCCGGUCGGGUGGAGAUAACAGAUCUUGGCUUACUGUGGUCAAGGCGAGUGAUAGAAGAAACAAAAGAGUCUGAACACCAGGACAGCAUCUUACCCCUAGAGAAGGCAAGAGGUCCAGUGCUUUUUCUGGUGGGUGAAGAGGAUAAGUCCUACAACAGCUUGAAGUUUGCCAUGGAAGCGUUAGCCAGGGCAAAAGGACGAGGCAAGAAUGAUGUGCAUCUGUUAUCUUUCCCUGGGACUGGGCAUCUCAUAGAGCCACCAGGGUCUCCUUUAUGCCAUGUGUCACAACCUGCUCGAGACUCUCUUCCUGUUUGGUGGGGAGGAGAACUUGUGGCUCAUUGUACUGCCCAGGAGACCUCUUGGAAGGAGAUUCUUAGCUUUCUCUUUGCACAUGUAGGAAUCUCAAAGCAGAGUAAUUUGUAGCAACUGGAAACAAUUUAGGUUGUUGGAUAGGUUCAUGUAUUUUCCCACAUUGAGGACAUGUGUCAUCCUAACUUGUCUAGAUGAUUAUGUAUUAGUAAUUCCUAUGAAUGCAUGUUGUAGAUAAAAAAAAGGACAAACAUCUGAUUAUAGCAGUAGUCUAUGCCAUCAAUGGUCUGAUGUGGUCCUUGCCCAACUGCAUUUUUAAACAAGCUGAUCCCUGUGCAAUGUCACUUUCCUGCCCACAACAUCAUCGACACGCCCCCAAGAUGUAAUUGGCCGUCUGGACCGGAGCUCGCAGCAGGGAAAGGUAGCAACCCUAUUUGUAGCCGCAUCCCCCUGUUGUAAUUGCCAUUAUGAGGAAUCCGGUUGGUAAAUGGUACAAGUAGUAUGUACUGAAUAAGGGGCAGGCACAAGUGUUCUGCGUAUGGAGAACUAAGGGCCACUAUAUUACAGAUGUCAGCCCUCAGUGUUUCAGUUCUUUGAAGGGAAAAAAUGCCACAUGUGCUAUGCUAGCUACUAGGGGAAAUUCUGAGGAAGGGUACAGUAACUCACAAAAUCUCAUGUGCUAUAUAUUACUGUUCUUUAAAGGACAAGGAAAGGCAAAAAAAUAAAAUCCCAUUUUUACUUUCUUUAAUGAAAAAGAAAACUAUC
Molecule: messenger RNA, 2583 nt
Organism: Xenopus laevis (African clawed frog)
Lineage: Eukaryota; Metazoa; Chordata; Amphibia; Anura; Pipidae
Gene: baat.S
Product: bile acid-CoA:amino acid N-acyltransferase S homeolog
Exons: 4
Coding region: 670-1932 (420 amino acids)
Biological process (GO): fatty acid metabolic process; acyl-CoA metabolic process
Molecular function (GO): fatty acyl-CoA hydrolase activity; thiolester hydrolase activity
Source: RefSeq, a predicted model, not a curated record